Molecule: messenger RNA, 1408 nt
Organism: Delphinapterus leucas (beluga whale)
Lineage: Eukaryota; Metazoa; Chordata; Mammalia; Artiodactyla; Monodontidae
Gene: TXNDC9
Product: thioredoxin domain containing 9
Source: RefSeq, a predicted model, not a curated record
CCUGGGGCGUCGCAGAUUGUAUCGCGUGAGAGCCGCGGCCAAUGAGGAGGCGGAAGUGACGGCCGCUCCCCAGUCCCCCGCAGCUGCUACGAGGCUGAAGCCGGAGUGGAUUGCUCUUCUGGAGAAGCUGGUUCCUCACUUCCCAGGUAUCACCGAGAGCUCAGCAUCAAGGCUGAACUGUACCAUUUAGAAGAAUGGAAGCGAAUGCAUCUGUUGAAAUGUUUUCAAAAGUCCUAGAGAAUCAGUUGCUUCAGACCACCAAGCAAGUGGAAGAACAUUUGGAUUCGGAAAUUCAGAAACUGGAUCAGAUGGAUGAGGAUGAGUUGGAACACCUCAAAGAAAAGAGACUCAAGGCACUGAGGAGAGCUCAGCAGCAGAAACAAGAAUGGCUUUCAAAAGGACAUGGGGAAUACAGAGAAAUCCCUAGUGAGAGAGACUUUUUUCAAGAAGUCAAGGAGAGUAAAAAAGUGGUUUGCCAUUUCUACAGAGACUCCACAUUGAGGUGUAACAUACUAGACAGACACUUGGUGAUACUGUCCAAGAAACAUCUUGAGACCAAAUUUUUGAAGCUGAAUGUGGAAAAAGCACCUUUCCUUUGUGAGAGACUGCAUAUCAAAGUCAUUCCCACGCUAGCACUGGUGAAAGAUGGAAAAACACAAGAUUUUGUUGUUGGAUUUUCCGACCUAGGAAAUACAGAUGACUUCACCACAGAAACUUUAGAAUGGAGGCUGGGUUGUUCUGAUAUUCUCAAUUACAGUGGAAAUUUAACGGAGCCACCAUUUCAGAGCCAAAAGAAAUUUGGAACAAACUUCACAAAGCUGGAAAAGAAAACUAUUCGAGGAAAGAAAUAUGAUUCUGACUCUGAUGAUGAAUAAUUCUUUGUAAAUCGUCUCCUGACUUCAGAAUUAGAUACCAAACCAUGGAUCCAGGAAAUCUCAGAGAACACCAAGAAGGAAAAAUUCCAGACAAAACAAAACACAGAAGCCUUCACUGAGGCCUAUCAUUUUCAAACUACAGAAAAAUCAAAGAUAGAGAAAAAAAUCCUGAAGGAAGCAGAAGGAAAAAAUACCUUUCACUCUUCUGUAGGUAAGUUAAGAAUUACAGACUUCUCCUCAGUAACCAUGUGAACAAGAAGAGAAUAUAGUGAAAUGAAAAUGUUGGGAGAAAAAAGCCCACCAACCUAAAAUGCUGUACCCUGGGGCAUUACCCUUCAAAAGUGAAGGAGAGAUAAAGGCCUUUUUGGACAAACAGAAUUGAGGAAAAAUGUUGCCAGUAGACCUGCCUUGCAGUAAAUGUUAAAAGUUCUUUAGAGUGAAAGAAAAUAAUGUAGGACGGAAAAUUGGAUCCAAUAAGGAAAGAAGAUCAGAGAAGGAAUAUGUAAAAUAAAGACUUUUUUUUCUUCAUUGUU